Messenger RNA from Schistosoma spindalis, 3255 nucleotides. The record is from the annotation of a GenBank genome assembly. NCBI's taxonomy places the organism in Eukaryota, Metazoa, Platyhelminthes, Trematoda, Strigeidida, Schistosomatidae.
AUGCCUCAGUAUUCUGAAGAUAAACCAUCAGUGGGGGAAUGUCGUGUGAUGUUACCAGACAAAUCAAUUUCUCUGAAUUGUAAAAAUCAGAGUGCAAUAAAUAGCACAUGUGACGUGCUAUCUGAAGAUAAUGACAAAUUAAGUCAACAGUUGCGAAAUGAAGAAAUUGAAAUUUUUAGCCCUGAAACACAUCCUGAAUAUUUUGUACCAGUUGCUCCCGAUGGUGGUUGGUCAUGGAUUGUCUUACUGGCCACAUUCCUUAAUUUUUUUCUGAUUGAUGGCAUCUUCUUUUCUGUUGGUCUUUUAAUGGUUGAAUGGGCUGAUCAUUUUGAAGCUUCAAAAACCAAGGUCUCAUUAGUUAGUUCAUUAAUGUUGGGGUGUUAUCAAAUGAUUGGUCCUUUUGCCGCAGCACUAACAAACAAAUUUGGUUGUCGAACAGUCGCUCUUUUUGGAUGCGCUCUGGCAUCUGUGUCGAUUUUUAUUAGCUCUUUAAUGCCUACCGUAGAUGCUUUAAUCAUUACUUUUGGAAUAUUAGUUGGUUCUUCAUUUGGAUUAAUUUAUUUACCAGCACUAAUUGCGGUUAGUUUCUAUUUCAACAGAAAACGUGAAUUGGCUAGUGGUAUAGCUGUCGCUGGAACACCUUUCGGGGCUGUGAUAUUUGGACCUCUAGCAGGUUACUUAAUUCAGUUAUAUGGAUGGUCAUGUACAUUGAUAUUCUUCUCUGCAUUUAUACUUCAUGGUAUUAUUCUAUCAUGUCUUUAUCGUCCAUUGAAACCGAUGCAUAAAUUUGAAAUGUUAGAUUUAUCUAAAGAGACUAAUGAAUCUAUUGUUAAUUUAGUUGAUGAAAUUCAAAGUAAUUUAAUGAUAGCAUCAAAUACAUUUAUUAAAUCAAAUCAAUUUAUCAAUUCAUCAAAUCGUAUUGGUCAAACUUUGUAUAAAUUAGAUGAAGGAAAUGAAGAAAACGAACAACAACAACGAAAAAACAGUUUGAAUAUUGAAGCUGGUGAAAAUUUAAAAAAGAAACAAUCUAUACAUGAGAAGAAAUUACAUAAAUUGAAUCCAUGUGAAGGGGAUGUACAGAAGUGUACAGAUGAAAAGAAAGAAGCAAUGAGCGAAAAUCCUAAAUUAUCAGAAUUAACAACUGUUCAUGGUCAAACAAUAUCAGAACAAGUCGAUAAAAGUUUGGUUGACCCAAGUAGCUUAAUUAACCCGUCAUCAUCAUCAUCAGCUGAUCAACCUUCUUCCCUGGUACCCAAUGCUAUUAAAUUACCUUCAGUUUCUAAUGAUCGUGCUAUUUCCAUACAGGAAAAUGAAUUAUCGCCAGAAUCUGUCGCUGAGAAACGGAUAAAUACAUCGGAUCAAAAGCAAAAUCUCACAGCUGAUCAACCAAUAAUACGCAAUGGUAGAUCACAAGAAACUAAUUCAACUUCCUAUGUUUUUUCUACACCAUGUUUAAGCGUUAAUAAUUCAACUUAUGAUGGACAGACUAGUAAUAAAGCCAAUAAGUUUUUCCUUGAUGUUUAUAAUAGAAGGAUUAUAAAUCCCUUAAGAAAUAAAAAAUUACUACAUCCUACUACUGCUACUACUGUAUCAAGACGACGUCAUCUUUCGCAUAAUUUAACUCCAAGUAUUCCAACUAUUGUAGAAGAUCAAGAAUUAACUAAAUCUAGUGGUAAUAAUAAACUUCAUGUUAAUUUAGCUGGUCAAGAUUUUAGUUCUGCCAUAACUGUUGCAAAUUUGGGACGUGAUAAACGUCGAAUAUCUGUGGAUCCAAAUUUAAUCAAUUCAAGUCUUAUUCAUAGUUCUAUUGCAAGUGUAUUAACUACUUAUCAUCCACAAAAAUUAGAACUUCGAAAAAUGGAUUCUAAACCUGUUCUAGUUGCACUACCUCAUGAAUCUAUCACUAUUGAAGAUUAUUCAAGACCUCUUUAUCGAAGUGAUAUAUUUUUCAGAGGUAAUCCAAUGCCACAAAUACCUAAUGAAUAUUAUUCAACAAUUACUAAAAUGAAAUCAACUGGAGAUGUUGAUAGAAAAGUGCAAAACAAAUUAAAUGAUAUAUAUCGUAUGACUAAUUCAUGUUUAACAGUUCCGUUAAAUGAUACUAUCGAUCAUAGUCAUGUUGAUGGUUCUUAUGGUACACUUAGUGAUGGUGAUGAACAUGAGUCAGGAUUUUGUAAGUCACAAUCUAACUGGAUAGAAUCAAUGAUUGUCUCAUUAACUAGUAUACCUUUACCAAAUGAUGACCAUAGAGGUCUUCUGUUACCAUCAGCUAAACAGAGUUUAAAUGAAAAACUACAUAAAAGUUUUCCUGAUUAUGAUAGUAGAAUUCAUGAUGAAACCGGUGGUGAUGGUAAUGUUCGUCAUGAAACCUAUGCUGAUGAUGUUGAUCAUGGCGACGAUGAUAAUACUGAUCAUGCUAGUGUAAUGGAUGAUAUUUGUUUAUGUGGUUUUUGUCUAACUGGUAUUCGACGCCUCCGUGAUUGUCGUUCAUGUUCUUCAUUGUUUUAUUCACAAAAAUUACCGGAUUGUUGCCCGUGUUUUCUCGUUAAACAAAAACAAAUCUAUAAACGUGUAAAUAAAGAAUUUCCUAAUCAACAUGAAGCUGAUAUUAUGGAUGAGUUAAAUAUAAAUGAUUUUAAUGAUUUAUCCAAAGUUACAAGAUACACUCGUCUUAUUCAAUGCUGUAAAUGUGUUUCUUUAAAACCUAUACUGGAUGUAUUAGGCACUAUGUUAGACUUAUCAUUAUUAUUCAAACCCAAAUAUUUAAUACUGUGGAUUUCUAAUUUAAUUGGUUUAUUGGGUAUGUAUGUUCCAUUGAUUUAUGUUAGUGAUUUCGCGUCAGUUUAUGGCAUAUCUACUAAACUGUCAUCUUAUUUUUUAUCGAUUAUGGGUGUUUCAAGUAUUAUUGGACGAUUACUUGUUGCGUGGUUAAGCAGUUUAUCAUUUGUUUCUCCAUUAAUUUUACAAUCUAUUACACAAUUUUUACUUGGAUUACUUGUAUGUUUAAUGCCUGUUUUUACAACGUUUGUCGGUAUGGCUACUUCAUUUGGAUUCUACGGUUUUUUAAGUGGUGUAUUUUCCACUCUUAGUACAAUUAUAUUAUAUGAUUUAGUUGGAAUGGAUGAACUUACUACAGCUGUUGGUUUAAUAACAUUAAGUCGUGGUAUAUCCAGUGUAUUGGGUGCUCCAUUAGCUGGUAUGUUAAUUUCAUCUUUGAUUUGUAAGAUAUUCUCAGAAAUUUUGAAAUAUGUAUGA